AUGGCUGAGGCAGGUCAUCGCCCGGAAAGCGAUAGAACAGUAUCAUUACUUCUCCUUGGGGAUGCUGGGUGUGGAAAAUCCACAUUUUUGGCUCGUCUCAAAAAUGGACGGUCGAUCCCAUCAGGCCAGCCUCAUACUGGACUAAAAACCCCGGAACUGUUACGUGACGGUGAUCAACCUUUCAUUUACGACAUCCGGUUCUCAAAGAAGACUUUUAAUUUAGAAAUCUAUGAUACAUCUAAUCCAAACCAGCAUUGGUCAACUCUUCAGCCUGACCUGGUUGUUCUAGCCUUUGAUAUCUCCAACCGAGACACGCUGGAAGGACUGAAAGAGUGGCGGAACGAUACUACUCGAUACUUCCAGUAUGGUCAUGGCGAGCGUAUCCCAGUGAUGAUGCUAGGGCUGAAAAGGGACUUACGAAGAGAAGGCGAAGGGAUCAUCUAUCCACAAGAGGCUUAUCGUAUAGCUCAGGAGCUUCGUUGUGAUAGGUACGCCGAGUGUUCCGCUGUCACAGGCGAGCUGCUCGCAGAGACGUUUGAAGAUCUCGCUAGAUUGGCAGCGAUGACGACUACUGAGAAGGGUGGCCAGACGGAGGGUACUAGUUGCAUCAUUCUUUGA
Molecule: messenger RNA, 618 nt
Organism: Penicillium paradoxum
Lineage: Eukaryota; Fungi; Ascomycota; Eurotiomycetes; Eurotiales; Aspergillaceae
Product: Small GTPase superfamily Rho type
Exons: 4
Coding region: 1-618 (205 amino acids)
Molecular function (GO): GTPase activity; GTP binding
Source: RefSeq, a predicted model, not a curated record